Messenger RNA from Phyllostomus discolor (pale spear-nosed bat), 4962 nucleotides. It is a transcript of the gene KLHL25, whose product is annotated as kelch like family member 25. The transcript is spliced from 2 exons. Bases 211 to 1980 code for a protein of 589 amino acids. Gene Ontology annotation, molecular function: protein binding. The record is from RefSeq and is a predicted model, not a curated record. Lineage: Eukaryota; Metazoa; Chordata; Mammalia; Chiroptera; Phyllostomidae.
GAAGGCCGGAGUAACUAGUUUGUUGGUGGCACCCGGGCUGGACCGCAGCGGCAGCGGCUCCCGAGCUGUGGAGAGCGGGGGAGGGAAGCGGCAGCAGCGGCGGCGGCGGCAGAAUCUCGGAGGCUCUGGCAGCCAGGGGUCUCUGAUCGCGGCGACGGGCCCCGGGCUGAAAGGGCGGCGGGUGGUGGCGCCCCGAGCGGUUGGCUCAGCAUGUCGGUCAGUGUCCACGAGACCCGCAAGUCGCGGAGCAGCACAGGGUCCAUGAACAUCACGCUCUUCCACAAGGCGUCGCACCCCGACUGCGUGCUCGCCCACCUCAACACGCUGCGCAAGCACCGCAUGUUCACCGACGUCACGCUGUGGGCCGGGGACCGCGCCUUCCCCUGCCACCGCGCCGUGCUGGCCGCCUCCAGCCGCUACUUCGAGGCCAUGUUCAGCCACGGGCUGCGCGAGAGCCGGGACGACACGGUCAACUUCCAGGACAACCUGCACCCCGAGGUGCUGGAGCUGCUGCUGGACUUCGCCUACUCGUCGCGCAUCGCCAUCAACGAGGAGAACGCCGAGUCCCUGCUGGAGGCCGGCGACAUGCUGCAGUUCCACGACGUGCGGGACGCGGCCGCCGAGUUCCUGGAGAAGAGCCUCUGCCCCUCCAACUGCCUGGGCACGAUGCUGCUGUCGGACGCCCACCAGUGCCGCCGGCUCUACGAGGUCUCCUGGCGCAUGUGCCUGGUGCACUUCGAGGCGGCGCGGCAGAGCGAGGACUUCAACAGCCUGUCCAAAGACAUGCUGCUGGACCUCAUCUCCAGCGACGAGCUGGAGACGGAGGACGAGCGGGUGGUCUUCGAGGCCGUCCUGCAGUGGGUGAAGCACGACCUCGCAGGGCGCAAGGCCCACCUGCCCGAGCUCCUCCGGAGCGUGCGGCUGGCCCUGCUGCCGUCCGACUGCCUGAAGGAGGCCGCGUCCAGCGAGGCCCUGCUCGCGGUGGACGAGCGCACCAGGCUCAUCGUAGACGAGGCGCUGCACUGCAAGGCCAAGAUCCUGCAGAACGACGGCGUGGUCACCAGCCCCUGCGCCCGGCCGCGCAAGGCCGGCCACACGCUCCUCAUCCUGGGCGGCCAGACCUUCAUGUGCGACAAGAUCUACCAGGUGGACCACAAGGCCAAGGAGAUCAUCCCCAAGGCGGACCUGCCCAGCCCCCGGAAGGAGUUCAGCGCGUCCGCCAUCGGCUGCAAGGUCUACGUGACCGGGGGCAGGGGCUCCGAGAACGGGGUCUCCAAGGACGUGUGGGUGUACGACACCGUCCACGAGGAGUGGGCCAAGGCGGCCCCCAUGCUGAUCGCCCGCUUCGGCCACGGCUCCGCCGAGCUGGAGAACUGUCUGUACGUGGUGGGGGGGCACACGUCCCUGGCCGGCGUCUUCCCCGCCUCCCCCUCUGUCUCCCUGAAGCAGGUGGAGAAGUACGACCCCGGGGCCAACAAGUGGACCAUGGUGGCCCCGCUGAGGGACGGAGUCAGCAACGCGGCCGUGGUGAGCGCCAAGCUGAAGCUGUUCGUUUUCGGGGGCACCAGCAUCCACCGGGACAUGGUGUCCAAGGUCCAGUGCUACGACCCCUCGGAGAACCGGUGGACCAUCAAGGCCGAGUGCCCCCAGCCCUGGCGGUACACGGGUGCCGCCGUGCUGGGCAGCCAGAUCUUCAUCAUGGGAGGCGACACGGAAUUCACGGCCGCCUCCGCCUACCGCUUCGACUGUGAGAGCAACCAGUGGACGCGGAUAGGGGACAUGACCGCCAAGCGCAUGUCCUGCCACGCCCUGGCCUCGGGCAACAAGCUCUAUGUGGUGGGGGGCUACUUUGGGACCCAGAGGUGUAAGACCCUGGACUGCUACGACCCCACGGCGGACACGUGGAGCUGCAUCACCACCGUGCCCUACUCGCUCAUCCCCACGGCCUUCGUCAGCACCUGGAAGCACCUGCCUGCGUGAGGAGCCCCCGCAGAGCCAGGUGAGCGCCAGCAGCCGGGGCCUGUUCCCGCUCUGGGUGAAGGUCACUGUCUUCCAGGGACGGCCGGGUUGGGCAGCAGGGACUGGGGGACUCGGGGACCCUCUUUCAGAGCCAAAGCUCUGCCCCUUCCCUGCAGUUGACCUUGAGCAAAGCGGAUAACCCUUCUGCCCAGUGGAGAGAUGGCCAGACAUGGCCACACAUCAGAGUGACCAGAGGCCUUCUGACACUUCCAUGAGGAGUUUGGGCCAACCUGCAAAGUCUGAGGCGCGGUCUCCGUGCGACAGUGUCCUCACUCCUGACACCAGCUGCAGGGCAGGGGCCCCCCGGGACCACCACAGACUCACGUGACACUGUAGGGCCUCCCAGAAUGCACUGAGGCUGGCGUGUUCACGGUUGUGGUGUAUUCCAGGGAAAUAGUCCAGAUUAAGGUCAGCCAUGGCCAGAGAUGCGUGGGGGCGCGGGGAGGUCAAAACGAGAAGUGUCCGUAUGAGCACUGCGUCCUCUCCCUGUGGGGUCAGGACAGCGCUCCCCCUCCACCCCCCCCAGCAUCAGUGAGUGACGACACGCCUAGAACGUGGCCAACCAGGGACGGAUGCUCACUGGAGCCUUCAUGUCCAGAACGGUCACCAGGGCCCUGGCACUCAAGCCAGAUCACCUGACGGCCCACGUGGUUCCUCACCGUCUCCAGGUCCACUGGGACAGGGUUGACCCAGAGCCCCCACCCUAGGUCACAUGACGUCCCCACCCCAGCCUGAGCCAACCCACCCCUAUCAGGUGCGAUGCAGAGCACCUCCCGGAAGCCAGGGCAAAGGCCAGGCCUGUUUGGACAAGGCCGGAUUCCCUCCCACACAGAUGGCCACACCCAGGCCGCAGGUCUGCGUGGGUCCAGGGUGCAGCUUCCGGGAAACCCCGCCCCAGGCUUCUGUGCUGGUGCCACGGGCCUGGGCGACACUGGAGGCCGUGGGUGGUACCCGGCCUUGGGGAGCAGGCCCCGGGGACUGCGUUGCCUCUUACCUGCUAGGUGAAUGGGAUGCAGACUGUCUGGAGAACUGAGCCUGCCUGCCCAGAGGGCUCGGUUUUCUUUCCCUUUCGGAGUCGCUGUGAGACAUUCCUCGGGCAUCUGUCAACAUGGGCAGGACUCCCAUUCUCUCUCUCUCUCUGUUGCCCUGCAGGCUCUGCACGUUUCUCCCUGUCCCUGGCUGCAGCCCUCACUGUCACAGAGUGGCCCUGUCCCUGCCCGCCACAGCCGGAAGCUCAGCCGGCGCCGGGCCAGCCCUCCAAGUGAAGUGGCCGGCAGCAUUGGUCUUGGGGGAUGUCCUGAGCUUAGACAAGAGAAGUCCUCUCCAGCGCGUGUCUGCCUGAGGCUUUUUCCACUGCACAGUGGUUUGGGGGAAGGGGACCUUCCCCGGGGCAUGCAGUAAGGCCAGGACUCCUUUAGCCUCCAGGAGGACACGUGUGCAGAGCUUUGAGGUCGCAGGUUUCAGCAAGUCCUGGAGGGGGCUUGGGGGCCAGGCCGGGAAGAGCUGGAGCGGGGCGGCAGCGGGGGUGGGCAGCACCGAGGGCCCAACUUUGUUUGACUCGGGGCUUCCCUGUGGGCGUUGUAAUGUCACCGGAAGAGGAUGUCCCAGGCCUCAGGGAAACAGGGCCCAGCAGGACUGAGAGCAGACGUUACCAGGGAGAAAACCGAGGCCGCACUGUGUAAGGGGCAGAACGUGUAGGGUGAUCUCAGUGGCAUCCACGCAGCUUCACCAGCAGAUGACACCCAGACUGUAGGGUUUAUAGAGGAAAUCUCCUGUGGGCUCCUCCGUAGAGGUGGGCGUGCCCUUGGUGACUCUGCCACCUCCCGCCAGGCCAGCCGUGCCCCAGGUGCAGACACAUGGUCCUGCCAGUCACACAGCAGGACCCAGGGCCUGGAGAGCCACAUGCUGUUAGACAAGGACCGCCUCCCCUCCACAAGCAGCAGCCAUGACCCCACGUCCUGAUGGGACCACGCUGGUCUGCAGGUUGUGGCCCUCCCCUUCAAGACAAGCAGCUGGGGACCCAGAGGGACUCCGGGGUGCCCACUGUAGACCCCACAGUGCUGGAUGCAUCUCAGGGUAGAGGCCAGCAACGAGGUCACCACCCCUGACCCCAACCAGCACCCACUGGUCUCUGGCAUCCUGGCCUUCCAGCUGGUACCUGGAUUUGGCCCCUCUGCCCUGAGCUCACAAAGUGACCACGGUCCCAGGAGAACUGCCAGACAUUUGUUCGUUUUUUUUCCACCUUCCAAGUCGUCGGGACCCCCUCAUCAGUCUCUCCCUAAGCAUCCGGGGUUCUGGAGAGAUCUGCUCCUCCCAGCGGCCACCCUGACACCCAGGGUCCCAGUUUCCAGCUCAUCGCUCGCUCACCCCGGUGUGCCAAUCACUGGAGGUGGGGGCAACCCUUGUGCCUCAGCCAAGACCUGGGGCUCCCACCUGCCCUCCGUGCAGUGCUGCCUGGCUGGUCUGGGGCCAGGCUCCAAAGUGAGGCCAUGUUACGAGCCAGCUGCCUUCGUCAUUCGGCCCUGCCCCUCACAGGACCUCCGUGAGGGCACUAGCCCUUGGGCUUCUGGCGGACUCGGACCCUGCCAGGCUCACCCACUGAUGAACACCAGCUGCCACCGUGGAACCUUCUGGAGCAGAGGGCGUACCUCCUCUUCAGACCGCACACACCCUCUGGGUCAGGGCCUGCCUGUGCUGCGGUGCUCCCUCAGCCACCCUGCUGCCGUGGGCUCUGGUCCCAGGAGAUGGCUCUGCUGGAAAACCCCGGGAAGCCCCUGCUCCUGGGGCCUGAGGUGGCGGGAGGCAGCUCUGCAGGAGCCGCUGACCCUGCUGGGCUGCUGAGCUGAGCUACGCACACUUCUCGCAGCACAAGGGACCUCACGGUGCUUUCCUCAAAUGUGGAUACCUUUUUCUGUUUCUAAUUUAAUAAAUGAAUUGAGAACA